Molecule: messenger RNA, 587 nt
Organism: Dipodomys ordii (Ord's kangaroo rat)
Lineage: Eukaryota; Metazoa; Chordata; Mammalia; Rodentia; Heteromyidae
Gene: Catsperz
Product: testis expressed 40
Exons: 5
Coding region: 3-587 (194 amino acids)
Biological process (GO): flagellated sperm motility; sperm capacitation
Cellular component (GO): sperm principal piece; CatSper complex
Source: RefSeq, a predicted model, not a curated record
UCAUGGACGGGGAAAAGCCUCUCAAAGGGGCGCCGAAGCCUUCGGAGCGCCGGGGCAGCCCGGGCAAGGCCACCCUGACCAGCCACAUCCUCAACCUGUGGAGCACCGCCACGCUGCUGCAGCCGCAGGUGAACCUGUCGCUGGCCGAGAUCUGCGAGAACUUCGACGACGAGGGCCGAGACGUGGGCAAGAUCCGCCGGCAGAAGAGCCAGUCCCUCACCUCCAGGCCCCAGGAGCUGGAGGAGCAGGCCCUGCUGGACCUGGAGUUGCACGGCUGCAACUCCAUAGAAGGCCUCCGGGAGAAGCGGCCCGAGGACAUCAGUACCGAGGCCAAAAAGUGUUCUUCAGAGUCAUUAAUCAGUCUCUCAAAGAACGUACCCCAUCGAGCCUAUUGGACAGAACAGCAGAACAGGCUGCCACUGCCCCUGAUGGAACUCAUGGAGAAUGAAGCUCUGGAAAUCCUCAACAAAGCCCUCAAAAGCUACCGGUCCCAGAUCGGCAAAAACCACUUUCUGACUAAGGAGCUGCAGCGGUACAUCGAGGGGCUCAAGAAGCGCCGGAGCAAGCGACUGCAGUGCACAUCCUAG